Messenger RNA from Phoenix dactylifera (date palm), 1880 nucleotides. Its product is annotated as protein MONOCULM 1-like. The record is from RefSeq and is a predicted model, not a curated record. NCBI's taxonomy places the organism in Eukaryota, Viridiplantae, Streptophyta, Magnoliopsida, Arecales, Arecaceae.
UCACAAUACGCUGUGUUUAUUGGCGGAUGAUGUCCCGUCAAGGAAGUUGCUUAUCCAGAUGUUCUAUUAAAGUAAGGGAAUCCAAACCCCCCAAAUCCAACCACUGCGCUCUCCCCUCACUCUACCCUUCUCCCCCUCUCACUCUAAACCAAUACGCUUCUCCGUUCCUCUCUAGGCCUCCUUGUCUUCUCCUUCCCACCACAGCCUCCUAGAGAUGCUCGGUUCAUUGAAGUCCCAUGAAGGAGGUGAACAGGACCCUGACCCCCAUAACCAUCACCAUCACUCCCAUCCUCACCACCCCAACCCCUCCCUUGGGCUCAUCUCCCUGUCAGCCCAUGCCCGCCAGCUCCUGAUCAGCUGCGCCGAGCUCAUCCACCGCGGCGACCUCCCCACUGCCCGCCGCACGGCUUCCCUCCUCUCCGCGGCUGCCUCGCCUUAUGGCGACUCCGCCGACCGCCUCGCUCACCAAUUCGCUCGCGCCCUCUCCCUCCGCCUUGCUCGCCUUGCCCGCCUUGCUUCCCCCUCAGUGCCCUCCGACACCUCCUCCGAGGCCCUCCAGUCCUCCUACCUGUCGCUCAACCAGGUCACCCCGUUCCUUCGCUUCGCCCACCUCACCGCCAACCAGGCCAUCCUCGACGCCCUCCAUGGUUGCCGACGCAUCCACAUCCUCGACUUGGACACCUCCCACGGGGUGCAGUGGCCCCCUCUCCUCCAGGCCAUCGCCGAUCGCUCUGGCGCCGACGUUCCCCCGUCCAUCCGCAUCACUGGCACUGGCACCGACCUCGACGUCCUUCGCCGAACUGGUGACCGCCUCCAGACCUUCGCUCGCUCAUUAGGCCUCCAAUUCCAAUUUCAUCCUCUCCUCCUCCCCCCCAGUAGCACUAUCGGCACUAGUCUCUGCAGUGGUAAUAGCACGAGCAUUCUCUCUGCUGCUGCUGCUGCCGCCGCUGCUGCUGCUGGUGGGGGUAGUAGUAGUAGUAGUAUCAGUAAUCUCACCUGUUCUUCCUUCCAACUGCAUCCUGGCGAGACCCUGGCAGUGAAUUGUGUGCUGUUCUUGCACAAGCUCCUCAAAGACAGCCGCCAUGAGGAUGAUGGCUCGCGCGAACUGAGGGCCUUUCUUCAAGCCGUGAAGGCGAUGAACCCAGCAGUGGUGACGGUGGCGGAGAGGGAGGCGAGCCAUAAUUCCCCGAUUUUCUUGCAGAGGUUCAUGGAGGCGCUGGACUACUACACGGUGGUGUUCGAGUCUUUGGAGGCGACGCUGCCGCCCAAAAGCCAGGAGCGGCUGGCGGUGGAGCAGGUGUGGCUGGGGCGGGAGAUCGAGGACAUCGUCGCCUGGGAAGGAGAGGGGAGGAGGGAGCGGCACGAGCGAUUCGCACGCUGGGAGGGGCUUAUGAGGGAUGCUGGAUUCUCAAACCUUCCCCUCAGCCCCUUCGCGCUCUCGCAGGCAAAGCUGCUGCUCCGGCUGCACUACCCGUCCGAAGGCUAUCAGCUUCAGAUGGUGAGGGACUGCAUCUUCCUUGGUUGGCAGAACAAGGCACUAUUCUCGGUCUCAUCUUGGCACUAGCGCAACAACCAUAGAGAGCGGAAAGUUAAAAGAAAGAAAGAUGGCUAAAUAGAGAUGUAUGAGGGUAUCUUUUGUUAUCAUUUCAGCUACAAACCCUAACCCUAGUUUGUUUUAUAAUCUAUUGGAAGCGGGGCGAGAGAGAGAGAGAGAGAGAGAGAGAGAGAGAGAGAGAGAGAAGAGAGUGGAGGUGGUGCACGUUGCAUGGGAAAUUUUGGAAGUGGAGAACAAAAAAGAAAGGCCAGUUUUUCUCACCACGCCGCUUCUCUUUCCUUGCUACUUUCUUGCUUCUCAAGGCUAAUUAAGUCCCCUUCUUUGA